Messenger RNA from Talpa occidentalis (Iberian mole), 606 nucleotides. Its product is annotated as exostosin-like 2. Gene Ontology annotation, molecular function: glycosyltransferase activity. Lineage: Eukaryota; Metazoa; Chordata; Mammalia; Eulipotyphla; Talpidae. The record is from RefSeq and is a predicted model, not a curated record. Gene Ontology annotation, cellular component: membrane.
GUACCUGUGGGGGCAGCCAUCUUUGCUCCCAACAAGAGAAUACUCAGGUGUUGCCACAUCUGCAAACUUCCAGGAAGAGUGAUGGGGAUUCGAGUGCUUCGUUUCUCUUUGGUGGUCAUCCUUGUGUUAUUACUGGUAGCUGGGGCUUUGACCACCUUGCUUCCUACGAUCAAAGAAGACAAGAUGCUCACUUUACAGGAAAUAAAAUCCCAGGGCAAGUCCGCCCUGGAUUCCUUUACUCUCAUCAUGCAGACUUAUAACAGAACAGAUCUCUUGUUGAGACUUUUAAAUCAUUAUCAGGCAGUACCACAUUUGCACAAAGUGAUUGUGGUAUGGAACAAUAUUGGGGAGAAGGGACCAGAUGAAUUAUGGAAUUCUCUAGGUCCUCACCCCAUCCCUGUAGUCUUCAAAGUACAGACAACAAACAGGAUGAGAAAUCGACUUCAGGUCUUUCCUGAACUGGAAACCAAUGGUGAGCUACAACUGGGAUGCAGGGUUGUAACUAAACAGAGCUGGGGGUGGGUGUAUGUGUGUUUGGCCUUCCAACUGGCCAAAUUGGAGAAAGCAAGGAAAUUUAAUCAAAAGAAUGCACUCAGAAAAACUUAA